Aspergillus affinis is the source of this 687-nucleotide messenger RNA. RefSeq lists its product as uncharacterized. The transcript has a single exon. The record is from RefSeq and is a predicted model, not a curated record. Bases 1 to 687 code for a protein of 228 amino acids. Lineage: Eukaryota; Fungi; Ascomycota; Eurotiomycetes; Eurotiales; Aspergillaceae. Gene Ontology annotation, cellular component: nucleus. Gene Ontology annotation, molecular function: DNA binding.
AUGCCUAAAUCUUGCAAAAUUCGAGAAGAACGUAUAAAUGAAGCCGCUGAGUACGCUCGCUGCAAUAAAAAUCUCUCUAUCGCAAAAGUCGCGCGAGAUUUCGAUGUUCCCUACCGUACACUCCACGGACGCGCUUCCGAGAAUCGAUCGCCUCGUACUGCUCGAAUCCCACAAAAUAAAACGCUCAAUGAGUAUCAGGAGGAAGCCUUGAAGCGGAGGAUCAUCCGUAUGGAUGAUCUUUAUCUUCCUAUCACGAUAUCGAUGGUUGAAGAGAUGGCAAAUCGGACCUUGCAGCGUACGGGAUCGGAUCAACGCGUCUCUACAACAUGGGCCUAUCGCUUCAACCAGAGGCUUCCUGAUCAUCUCAAAUUGGAAAAGGUAGUUCAAAAACCGAAGGAAAAGAAGCGAUUAGAUGCCGAAGAUGUUGGACUGCUCCAAUUCUGGUAUGAUCAGCUCUCCAACGUGCUUAAGGGCCUUCCCGCGCGCCUCGUAUACAAUUUCGAUGAAUGCGGUUUUCAACCAGGCAAAGGAAAGCGUCAAAACGUCCUGACUAGGAAAGGCAGAGUUUGUGAUCUUGCCGAAUCUGAGCAUUCUGAAAAUAUUACAGCGCUUGAAUGCAUCUCUGCAGACGGCUGGAUCAAGAAGCCGCUUUUUAUCUUUAAAGGCAAGAAGUUUAUGGAAAGCUGA